UCCUUUCCCGAGUUUCGAAAGCCGUCUCGAGUUCUUCGCUUGGAAACCCUAUCCCUAGACUCCAGAUCUUUCUCUCGUCGUCGACGGCCAUGUCGCACUUCGGGAGAUCGGGACCGCCGGACAUCAAGGACACCUACUCCCUUCUCGUUCUCAACAUCAGCUUCCGAACCACGGCGGAUGAUCUCUUCCCACUCUUUGAUCGGUACGGGAAAGUGGUUGACGUUUUCAUUCCGAGGGACCGGAGGACUGGGGAGUCGCGGGGGUUCGCUUUCGUGAGGUAUAAGUAUGCGGAUGAGGCACAGAAGGCUGUUGAUAGGCUUGACGGGAGGAACGUGGAUGGACGAAAUAUUAUGGUUCAGUUUGCAAAAUAUGGACCCAACGCUGAGCGCAUUCAGAAAGGAAGAAUUGUGGAAGCAAUCCCAAAGACAAGGGGAAGGUCAAGAAGUCGCAGCCCUCGGCAUAGGUAUAGAGAUGAUUAUCGCGAGAAGGAUUAUAGGAGGCGAAGCCAUAGUCGAAGCAGAGGGAGAUAUGAAAGUGACAGAUACCAUGAACGGGAAAGAGAUCACCGCCGCCGAAGCAGAAGCCAAAGUCGAAGCCGAAGCCGCAGCGGUAGUCUUGAUUAUUAUGGAGGCCGUGGCAGAGAUGAUCGAAGGAGUAGGAGCGUCUCAUAUGACAGUGCUUCACCAAUUAGGCAUAUUCCUAGUCCUGAAAGGAGCCUGACACCCCAUCGGACUCCUCCCUCAAGCCCCAAUAAAGGUAGCCAUUCUGUACGUUCCCCACCUUCAAGAAAUGUUUCACCCCAAGAUCGUGGUGCAAAUUCCAGGAGUCCAUCUCCUCGUAGCCCAAAUGAGGAUUGAUGUGCAACUUAUGCCUGGGAGGAUGCUUAUCGCGGUUCCUAUUUUGGUUUACUGGGCUCCUGUUAAGGUUGAAUGUUUUGUGCUUUACUAGACUUAAUACUAGCUUCUAAAAUGUCUUGGUAGUGGUGUAAAACUAGUUUUGGACUUAACAGUUUUCGCUACAGAGUGAUUUUGUUCGUUAUGUAACAUGAUACUAUCCUUUUUCUAUGCUUUUAUUCUGGACUGGUUCUCUG
Molecule: messenger RNA, 1090 nt
Organism: Musa acuminata subsp. malaccensis (wild Malaysian banana)
Lineage: Eukaryota; Viridiplantae; Streptophyta; Magnoliopsida; Zingiberales; Musaceae
Product: serine/arginine-rich splicing factor SC35
Molecular function (GO): RNA binding
Source: RefSeq, a predicted model, not a curated record